AGUUGGAGCCGGGCUGCCCGCGCGCUCCCCAAGCCGGGCCCUUCCCCAGAUGCAGCCGCGCGCCGGCCGCCCCCCAGUGCGCCGGUGCCUCCCCGGGCGCCGAGUGCGCAGGCGCCGGCCGUGAAGACCGACCGUGCGCCGGGCUCGAGCGCGGUCUGAGCGCGCGGCGCCUGCAGCGGCGGACGGACGGACGGACGGACCGCGGACGGAUGUACUGACCCCAACCCGCGAGCCCCGGGAGCCGUCGGUCUGAGGAGGGGCCGCUUCGCCAUGUCGCCCCGCACCUGCUGAGCCCGGAGCGUCCGAGGAUGUCCGCGCUGAGGAAGGUUUUGCCUGGCAUUCUGCAGAAGCAUUGCUGUAUCUUACCAGACAGGAAUACAGAGUCGCAGUGCACGCUCUGCGGGGAGCCGGAAGAGGAAGAAGCUGGAGACCUGGUCCAGCCGGGCAUCAGCUUUCCGGGGCCGGCAGAGGAGGAUCUAGACCCGCAGUACUCAUGGUCGCCCACGCAGCACUUCAAUGAGGAGCGCUACUCGCCCGCGCCCAGGAGCAUGAAGGGCCUUUCCGGAAGUCGGACCCAGCCGCCGCUGUGUUCCGGGCACACGUGUGGUCUGGCGCCCCCAGAGGAUUGCGAGCACCUGCACCACGGGCCCGACGCGCGGCCGCCCUACCUGCUGAGCCCCGCCGACAGCUGCCCCGGGGGGCGCCACCGCUGCUCGCCGCGCAGCUCGGUGCACUCGGAGUGCGUGAUGAUGCCGGUGGUGCUGGGCGACCACGUGUCCAGCAGCACCUUUCCGCGGAUGCACUACAGCUCGCACUACGACACGCGCGACGACUGCGCUGUGGCCCACGCGGGCGCCAAGAUCAACCGCAUCCCGGCCAACCUGCUGGACCAGUUCGAGAAGCAGCUGCCGCUGCACCGGGAUGGCUUCCACACGCUGCAGUACCAGAGGACGUCCGCGGCCGCCGAGCAGCGCAGCGAGAGCCCCGGGCGGAUCCGCCACCUGGUACACUCCGUGCAGAAGCUCUUCACCAAGUCGCACUCGCUGGAGAGCUCCUCCAAAAGCAACGCCAACGGCACCAAGGCGGACGGCCGGGCGGACGACCACCACCACGCCCACCACGCCAAGCACAGCAAGAGGAGCAAGAGCAAGGAGCGCAAGCCGGAGGGCAAGCCCCGGCCCGGCAUGAGCAGCUGGUGGAGCUCGGACGACAACCUGGACAGCGACAGCACCUAUCGGACGCCCAGCCUGCUCAACCGGCACCACCUGGGCCCCGUGGCCCACUGCUACCCCGACGCGCUGCAGAGCCCCUUCGGGGACCUGUCCCUCAAGACCUCCAAGAGCAACAACGACGUCAAGUGCUCGGCCUGUGAGGGGUUGGCGCUGACGCCUGACGCCAAGUACCUGAAGCGCAGCUCCUGGUCUACGCUGACGGUCAGCCAGGCCAAGGAGGCCUACCGCAAGAGCUCGCUGAACCUGGACAAGCCGCUGCUGCACCAGGACGCCAAGCCCGCCCUGAGGCCGUGCCACUACCUCCAGGUACCUCAGGAUGAGUGGGGAGGGUACCCCACCGGUGGCAAAGAUGAGGAGAUUCCCUGCAGGAGAAUGAGAAGUGGGAGUUACAUUAAAGCCAUGGGGGACGAGGAGAGCGGAGAGUCAGACUCCAGCCCCAAGACAUCACCAAAGUCGGCAAUCCUACCGGAGCCGCUGCUGAAGUCCAUCGGACAGAGACCGCUUGGAGAGCACCAGACCCAGACCUACCUGCAAGCUGCAAGCGACGUGCCUGUGGGACACAGCCUGGACCCCGCUGCGAACUACAACUCCCCGAAAUUCCGCUCCCGGAACCAGAGCUACAUGAGGGCCGUCAGCACCCUGAGCCAGGCCAGCUGCGUGAGCCAGGUGAGCGAGGCGGAGAUCAAUGGGCAAUUCGAGUCCGUGUGCGAGUCCGUCUUCAGUGAAGUUGAAUCUCAGGCCAUGGAUGCCCUCGACCUCCCGGGAUGUUUCCGAACAAGGAGUCACAGCUACCUUCGAGCCAUUCAAGCCGGCUACUCCCAAGAUGACGAAUGUAUUCCCAUGAUGACACCCUCCGACAUCACCUCCACCAUCAGGUCAACAGCAGCUGUCUCAUAUACAAAUUACAAGAAAACGCCCCCACCGGUGCCCCCGCGGACCACCUCCAAGCCUCUGAUCUCGGUGACGGCGCAGAGCAGCACCGAAUCCACCCAGGACGCCUACCAGGACAGCCGCGCACAGAGGAUGUCCCCGUGGCCCCAGGACAGCCGCGGCCUCUACAACUCCACGGACAGCCUGGACAGCAACAAGGCCAUGAACCUCGCGCUGGAGACGGCCGCUGCCCAGCGCCACCUGCCCGAGAGCCAGAGCAGCUCUGUGCGGACCAGCGACAAGGCCAUCCUGGUGUCCAAGGCGGAGGAACUCCUCAAGAGCCGCUGCUCCUCCAUCGGGAUUCAGGAUUCUGAAUUCCCAGAGCAUCAGCCAUACCCAAGGUCAGAUGUGGAAACGGCCACAGAUUCUGACACGGAGAGCCGCGGUCUGCGGGAAUACCACUCUGUCGGGGUGCAAGUGGAAGAUGAGAAGCGACACGGACGUUUUAAACGUUCUAACAGCGUCACGGCCGCCGUCCAAGCUGACCUGGAGCUGGAGGGGUUCCCAGGCCACAUCACCAUGGAGGACAAAGGCCUUCAGUUCGGCUCAUCCUUCCAGCGGCACUCCGAGCCCAGCACCCCCACCCAGUACAGCGCGGUGAGAACUGUACGGACCCAGGGGCUCUUCAGCUAUAGAGAAGACUAUCGGACCCCAGUGGACACCUCCACUCUGCCCCCUCCAGACCCCUGGCUGGAGCCCGCCAUCGACACGGUAGAGACUGGGAGGAUGUCUCCGUGCCGCAGGGAUGGCUCGUGGUUUUUGAAGCUGCUGCACGCAGAGACAAAGAGGAUGGAAGGCUGGUGCAAAGAGAUGGAGAGAGAGGCGGAGGAGAAUGACCUCUCGGAGGAAAUUCUCGGUAAAAUCAGGAGUGCUGUUGGGAGUGCCCAGCUUCUCAUGUCCCAGAAAUUCCAGCAGUUUUAUUGGCUUUGCCAACAGAAUAUGGACCCCAGCGCCAUGCCGAGGCCGACGUCGCAGGACCUGGCCGGCUACUGGGACAUGCUGCAGCUCUCCAUUGAGGACGUCAGCAUGAAGUUCGAUGAGCUGCAGCGGCUGCGGCUCAACGACUGGAAGAUGAUGGAGUCCCCGGAAAGAAAGGAAGAAAGAAAGGUCCCGCCUCCAAUACCAAAGAAGCCUCCCAAAGGGAAAUUUCCCAUCACAAGAGAAAAAUCCCUGGACCUGCCCGACAGACAACGCCAGGAAGCCCGGAGACGACUCAUGGCCGCCAAGCGAGCGGCGUCCUUCCGGCAGAAUUCUGCCACCGAGCGCGCGGACAGCAUCGAGAUCUACAUCCCCGAGGCCCAGACCCGGCUCUGAGGACGGAGGCCGGCCACCUUCCCCUUGGGUGUUUCUGCUUUUUCACAAAACGCUUGUACAGUUUGUUGCCUCCCUGGUGGUUUCUGUCUCCUUCCUUCCACUGAACAUGCCCUUGCUCUUACGCUCCCUGUACCGUGAACACAGUGGAAUGCGGUCGGUGGCCUCAGAGUCCACGGAGCUCGUGGCGAGGACGACUUUUGCUUUUUUUUUUUUUUUUUUUUUUUUUUAACGGGUGGCCUGGCUCACACUUGGCUCUGAGGGACAGGUGUGGUGAGACCUGAUUUCUCCUCCGUGUUCUCAGAGGACGGCGAGAAAUGCCUCUGGAGCUGGAACCCAGCUUACAUUUUGUUAUUUCUAUUUUUAUAAAUUGUGUGAUAAUUAGAGGUAAGAAGAACAAAUAACUAUAAAUGGGUGCAUCUCACCACUCCCUAGAGGCAUUAGACACCCAAGUGGAAGGUGCUACAACCUGAAGUGCAGGAAAGAAAGGCCCAUUCCCCUCGCACAGCCGAGCUUUUACCCAGAGCACAGGUGGCCCGUCCGCCCGCUCCACUCUCCUGCUCCUGUCCGUCACAGAUAGAAAACAUGAGGCUCCUUGUGUCAAGCUUCCUGUGAUGGAAAGUGACUUCUCCAACCACCAAACUCCCCGCCAUACAGUUCUCCAACAUCCCAGGCGAUGACAAGUCUGAACCCACGAAAAUACCCAGCACAGCAUCUACACAUUCAAAAGAUAAGCUGAGUGUUCCCACAAGGAAGUCACGCGCAGAGAGGAGAGUCUUACGGAGGGCUGGGAGCAUAAAAGGAAAACAAUGUCCUUACUUCUAAACAGUUAUUGUAUUUUUUAUUUCUUUGUAACUUAAAAUACGACACCCAGUAUUUUCUUUAAGUUUCACCAUUUACGCUACAUGUGAUUUUUUUCAUGUAUGUAUAUAUAUAUUCUCAAAUUGCUCUAUCAGCUGACUUUUCAGGGUAUCCUUAAAAAAAAACACACACACACGAAAAACAAAAGUUUGCUUGUUUAAAAUGACAGUUGUGAUGUAAAAAGUUUAAGAAAUAUGAAUGUGAGUGGUAAGUAUAUCUCAGUUUAAAUGGUAAAGAAGAAAUGUAGUUUACAUUUGUAUUUUUCCAGAAUUCUUUUGUCCUAUGCAGUAUUGCUAAAGUCAAGAAUAUAUUCCUUGCCUGUGUUAGACAUGAAGGGAAAAAGAGGUCACAUAUUGUGAUUUCCAGCUGUAGCAUUCAAAAAAAAAAUUGGUGUUCAUGACUCUGUGGUCGGUGCCAGAGGAAAAUAGGAACGACUCUAAUUAAUAGGCUUUCUGUGUAUAUAAUUAAAUUCAGCUGCUGCGACCAUUGUUCUGACACGACUUCUGUUUCACAGUUCAGACCAGUCUUCAAAGGAAAAGCCUAUCCGAUUUUUCCAUGGGUUCCAGUUUCAGAGUUCUCAUUAUUACUCAAACUAAAAGCCGACUGCGAUUUAAGAUGUUUCCACCCCAAUACCUGGUCUUCCUUCCCGGCUUAAGGAGUACCAUGUACUUAGCCACAGGCAGAACAGCUUUCGAUGACCCCAUAGCACUUUGUUUCUUCACCUUGAUUUGCACUUUACAAUGUCCCCAGCCCCUCUGCAGCCCGUGGCUGGCAGGGCGUUCGAUGUGCGGUUGCCCCCCAGCGCGCCCUCCAGAGCUGCGGUGUCUCCCCUGCCUCAUUCCCCACAUCCCACUGAGCAUGGGACCAUUGGGAGCAGAGCUGAUAUUAAAGCAUGUUUAGCUUCGAUGUUUUACUUUUUUAAAGCUGAGUAGUUAAGAAUUCCCUGUAAAAACAAAACCCUGUAAAUUGAGCCUCAUGUCUGGUAUAUAUUUUACCAAACAGCCUUAAAAUAUAUUUGGAAGCAAAAAUCAGUACGAAUGUAUCUCCUUGAAAAAUGCAAAAAAAAAAAAAAAAAUCCCUGAAAUAUUCUUCUAUAAAUGAAUCCUAUUUCCCCAGAGUGUUCAAGGCAUUUUUCUACCUAAAUAAAUACCUAAAUCUUGAGUAGUGUACAGUAAUGACGCUUCUUCCUGUAUCCACUCUUAUUAUGUUAAAACAAAUGUAUUUGCGAGUAUUGGCAUUUUAGACUUUAAAAAUGCUGUAUGAUUUCAGAUGAACUCCGCUGUUUAGAAGUAACCACAGAAAAGCAAAGUCAGUGUACACUCCGAGUGAAAGGAAAUGUAAUGUUGAUAAAGGCCCGCCACCUCCUCACAUUGAUCUAUCUACUGGCAGCUGAUAUGUUUAACUCAUUUCCUUGAGCUUAUACAAAACAUAGAAAAGCAAACUGUUAAAGUAGACAAUAAUUAUUUGUCUCAGAUCCCAGAUUCUAUGAUCCCUGCUUAAAAGAAAAUGUUCACUGCAUGUAGGUUGAUUUCUUAUGUUUUGUAGACUCAUUGUUAUUUUUCAAUCCCCAAAAGUCUUGGCCUAAACCAUCCCUAGGUGAGCAGAUUAACCUACCACUACAUUGCACAGGGGUUGGUGACUCGACGUGGUGAAUGUGCACUCGCCCUGCCUGGUCCGCCAUGUUCCAAAGAAGAUGAUUUAAUGGUAGAACGGAUACCUGCUGCUAGACCUGAUGGAAUGUUACCUGUCCGUGUUACAUAAUCAAGUGCAAUAUACUCAGUUCUCAUGCAGGUGACAUUCUACCAUGAAACGCAGAAGAUAAGCCAUGUUUCUGUAUUGUACAUGUAAAGAAAAAUAAAACUGUUUAUGAUACUUGUGUUAGUCACUCGAGCUAGCUUAUUUCAGCCACUUCUAGCAGAUCAUGCCAUGGAGCUCACGACGUGUGACCAUUUCGUCAUAUUUAAAAUAUAACUUCAAGAAAAGAGUAAGCAUCCAUUGGAGAACACGGCUGAAAAUUAUUGUGCUGUUCUAGGAACAUCAUCCUAGAGAGUGUGAUGUUCACUAUAACCCCAUACCUACAUUCCCUAAUGAUACAGCCAAUGACAGGUGAAACCCAGACACUCUCCUUAGAGCCGACAGGUUGCUCCUGCUGUGUUGAAGGCUGUGGUUAAUAAAACACAAGUAUGAUAAACAGGACCUAGCGUUUAGCCUGGGAAAGGAGAAUGCUGCUUGUCACCUAGAGUGCUUUCCUUGUGAUGCGUCUCUCGCAUCUUCGCGUGUUGUUGUGUUUGAAGUAAAACUAGUUGUUAUCAAUGACAAUUUUUACCAUAGUUUUCUCAGCAAAUUUAUAUCACCAUCUUAGAAUGGUAUAUAAAAAAAUUGAACUGUUUAUGAUACCAAAAAAAUUACAGUUUUGUUUAAAAGGAAAUGUUGAUGUUUUCAACUCCAAAUCAAUUCUAAAAACUUCAAGCACUUAAUGGAAAGGUAAAUGGUCAGAUAAAAAUAUAAUUACCUGUAAGGUUAUCUGGUUUUAAAAGAAAAAAAAAAGGCUACAAAAUCAGUGACCUACUAAGUAGAGGGAAUUUUUCCCUGCUGCUUCUUAUUAAAGUGGCCAGGUUUAUGAUUAGAAGACACAGUGGCAGAGCACACAUGUGCACAGGUUCUGAUUAUUUCUCUUGGAGCAUAUGUCUUUGUCUUGAUUUUUGCCUUUUCGAUGCCAUAUUAAGCAGCCACCGUUUCCACCCCUUUCAUUAGGAGGCCCUGCAUCCGUAAAUUCGCUCAUCUCUGUUUUUGUUAGAUCCUCGUAAGCAUCGCUACCCCAGUCCAGGAUGGAAUUUCACAGGAAAGUGAAGGGAUACUGCAGGCCUGUGUUUGCAGCGCCUGUGGUGACUGUGGAAUGAGCUCUGUUAGGGACAGUUGUCUGGUUUGCGCCAAACCUUCUGGGGGAGAGUAGGGAGUGGGGGAGGUGGGUCCAAGUCUUCCUCAGGAAGGCCUUUUCUAUCGGCAGCAAUUCCAUCAAGCCAAGCCAUCCUGUGGUCCUGAGCAUGAAGGGGCCAGGGGACCUCCUGGGAGAUGCAGCUUGUGUUUCAGCUGCGUUUCAUCAGUCUGCCUUGUUUGGGAUUCUGGCAGGUUCCCCGGGGUGUUUCAGCGGACAGGAGGCCCACGUGCCGUGGCUGAGUCAGCCUGGGUACCCCAGUCACCAGCAGGGCCAUCCUUGAUGACAGGGCCCCCCACAAACCUGGGAAAGGCAGCGGGAAAUGUGUGAGAGGGUGUGCGCUGGUACGGACAUAAAAGCAUUGUCCAAAACAGCGCUGGUUCGGGGAGGGCCCCUGGAUACUGCCUUUGGCCCACACUGAAAACUGGAAUUGCCCCACCUGUGAGCACAGAAACACGCUUCUCCAACACAGGCCGAAAUAACUAAACUCCACAUGGUUCCUGCCUGCUCAUUUCCCAGCCCUCUUCUUCUCAAGCCUGAACUUCAUUUUUUUUUUUUUUUUUUAGCUGCAAAUUUAACAGGCUAAUUUAAAACCGCAGUUUUCAGACGACAGCCCCUGGGAAUGUUCCAGGGUUCUCUUGUUUUGAUCUGCAUGUCUGUUUACACUUCUCUGUAGGCGUGGGUUGAAUACAAGGUUCCAAAACUUUAAAAUAGAAAACCACGAGCUUAAGAGAUGAAAGAGAUGACCUCUUUCUGAUUAGGAUCCGUAACUCUGUGGGCUGGGGCAAUGCAGUGUGCUUCAUUCAGCGCCGUGUCAGCCAUGACACACACCACAUAAGGUCAGCUCAGAGCCCAUGGCUUCCCUGCAGGAGCCCCAUCUUGUCGCUAUUAGUUGGGAGUUGCAAUACAUUGUUGGCCAUAAACAAAGUGCUAAAGGAAAGGGUUUGCUUCUACGCAUUCAGCUGAAUGUCCCCCAGUGCAGGGUGGCAGCAGAAUGUUCUGGAAAUGAAGGAGAUAUUGCUAGGAAUCUCUAGGCUGUUAGGCAACCUGGCUUUUAUUCAUCCUCAGCCAGCAACUCAUCUCAAGUUUAUGUCUCAGUUUUUUCCUCUAGAAAGGGGAUUACAGUUCCUGUCCCUGUCUUCCUCCAGGACACAUUGUGAGGAUUAAUGACAUAUUGGCUCUGAAGUCCUUUGAGCUCCUGGGAACAGGUGGUGAAAGUGUGACUUAUUGCUAAGGAUUAGUCCCUGGCCUCUUCCAGAAUGCCGCCCUCCCAGCUCUGCAGGGCACGCUGCCAAAAUCCAGGCUGGUCCUAAACAUCUCAGAGAUAAUCAGGGACCACCAGAGGCAGAGUCCAUGAGACUGUCUUUGGAAAGGUUUGGAAAUGCAGAAAUAACUACAAGGGCCAUUCUCCUUAGCUUCUGGCUUUCAACUGUUUCUAGAUGCUUCCAAGAACAAGAACCCAGCACCAACCAGAAUUAGGCCACGUUUUCACCAUUACUUAAGCUCAAUUGCCUCUUAGAUGAAAUGAGGAGAUAAACUAAACAUUAAAAUGAUGAAGGAAAAAAAAUUAUUUGGAAGCAGAAAACCGCAUGGGUGGGGAAACAGCAGGAACGAAAUCAGACACACUGACUCAAACCACAGAAGGGUUUGAGAAGCCCACCGCUCUAAUUCCAGGUGUUUGUAAUUUCUCUACUUCGCACUUGACAGAAGGCAGAGGUGGUCCGUGGGAAAGCUCCGGGAAAUAACCGUCUUUCAUCCUUGCCACAUUGAAAAAUGUCCACAAUUUUAUGAAUUGCUGUCCUAACCCUGGCGUUUUUAUCCAGUGUUAAAAUAAAUUAUUUCAAGUUUCAAUGUAAACACUUAACAGAUGACUACUUUGCAGAAGAAAUGUUCGUUACCUACUAUCAAACUACUUUUUAACAGAUUUUGUAUAUACACACACAAGUUGACAGAGGUUUACCUCCCUACUUUCUUAGAUUUUAUGUAACUCUUUUCAUUGGUGCUUAUUCAGAACCUGAAAGCCUUGGGCAUCCAAGCUUUCACCUACUCAAUGGAGGAGAGGUGAUAAUGAAUGAAAAGAUUGACACCAGGUUUCUUGGACAAAUUUAAGUUCAAAUUUAUCUCUUUCAAGUAGACCAUGGUCUCCCUAGAGAGUGUGUUGGCUUGUGUCUGCCAGUACGACAAAGGAUGCUCCCAGCUUGAUCGUGGUACCUUAUGGAAGCCACUCACGCAUUCUCUGAUUUACCCCCAAAACACUACCAUGCCCCAGCCCCACUCAUUUGAAUAAUACAAUCAUAUCACUUUCAAAGGGCUCAGCACGAAUGUUCCCCUCACUCCACUUUUUAACUGGUUUGCUGAACUCGACAAGGCUUCCCCUUACGAGCAGUGAGACCUAGGCUCCUUUUGAACGCUUCCUUCCGAACGGUAAGCCACUUUGCUCUCGGGCAGGACAGGUCCUCCCUGCAGAGAGAGACAACUCAUCCCCCGACCUUCCAUACUACAGACCAAAAUACCCAGGUGUGGCCUAAGGACUAUACUAAAUGCCUCCUAUAGAAAUUCAAGGAAUGUUAGAACCAGGAAACUAGCUGUUUAAAGUUUUAAAGAAGUAUAUAAAUAUAUAUAUAAAUAUAAAUAUGAAACCAUAUCGAGUGUGAGGAUGAACAGAGUGCCAAAUAUUCAGCAUCUGUACAAAGUCAUUCACUGGAAUUCAACUAUUUUAUGUAAUUCUCUUUCUCACACUUUUAUGGUUCUUUUGAUAAAUUCUAUUUAGUAGCAUGCAGGAUACCUAAUCUGAAUGUGCAAUAUGCUAUUCAUCACCACGACAAUUUCUUACUUCUUCUUAAUAACUUACCAGAAUGUUGAUCAUUCCUUUAAGGCAUUUAAGGAUUGCUUUAUUUGUGUUCUUUUUUCCCAUGAUUUUUUUUCACUCUCAGCUGACUGUAAGAAACUGCGCACCGUUUCCGCCAUAACCGUCCUGUGUUGAUGCCUCCAUUUGACUUCUGUAUCGCUGAUGUUCACCUCCUGUAAAUAGUUCGGCAAUUAAAUUUUUUGAGAAAAGUAAUGUUUACUUUUUUA
This is a messenger RNA of Pan troglodytes (chimpanzee), 10344 nucleotides long. RefSeq names its product DLG associated protein 2 (gene DLGAP2). The transcript has 15 exons. The record is from RefSeq and is a predicted model, not a curated record. Gene Ontology annotation, cellular component: glutamatergic synapse; postsynaptic specialization. Bases 309 to 3476 code for a protein of 1055 amino acids. Gene Ontology annotation, molecular function: molecular adaptor activity. Gene Ontology annotation, biological process: signaling. Lineage: Eukaryota; Metazoa; Chordata; Mammalia; Primates; Hominidae.